AUGCCAGCAAAAAAUGGAUCAGCACAGACUGGCAAUAGCAGCCCACCAGAACUCAGUGUGGAACUUCCAGAGUUGAGCAGUCUUCCAACAGUCUUUUGUCCCUGGAAAAUUGUUGAACUGCCAGUUGAUAUUCUAUUAUUAACAGUUGAGGACUGUGAGUUCUUAAGCUGCUUUGCCUACCUGAAGAAACCCUCUAGGAGUUACCACAUCAGUACUGGCUUUGUGUACUUUGGGUGCAUGGGUGAUGAUCAAGGAAAGAAAAUGAAAAUCGCAUUGAUGAGGUGCUCCAAAGGUCCUGAUGUUCUUGGGGGUUCUUUGUCCAUUUCAAAAAAUGCCAUUUUGCUACUGAGACCUAAGGCUAUUUUUUCUGUUGGUGCCUGUAGUGGUUUGAACAACAAAAAGGUCAAGUUAGGAGAUGUGGUUGUUUCAGCAAAGCUGAUAACAGCUGCACACAAAACUCCCCCCAGCAGAGAUAUUGGUCACCUGAUCAAACAUGUGGCUGAUGGGUGGAAGGCACCUUUACGAAAUGCUGAUGAAUAUAAUCCCAAAGUGCACUGUGAUGGAGUGGUUCUGAGUAUCUCAGAGGCAAACAGAGAUAUGAUUAGGAAACAUCCUGAAGCAAUUGCAGUUGAAAUGGAAGGUGGAGGAGUGUAUGCAGCAGCAGCCCAUGAUUUUAAGACAGAAUGGGUGGUAGUCAAGGGCAUCAGAGACUUUGUAGAUGAAACGCAGUCUUCAAGUAGGAAAUGGCAACAAAUUGCCUGUGUGAUGGCAGCAUCUGUUGUGGCCAACAUUUUGAAUGAUUCAGUCAUUUUCCAAGACUGGCCUUACUUUAAUGCAGAUACCAGUGAAUCACACGCACCAGGUAAGAUUAAGUUAAACUUUUUUUUACGAGUGAUAGUGUUAACUAGUAAGUUUUUGCAGCUAGAAAAAAUUUGCAUACGGAGAUUUGCUACACACGAGAUAUUACCUUGUAGUGUUUUUUUAGACUGCUUGUGGAAAGCGUCUAUUAUUCUGCAGUGUUGGUGGUUACCAUCUUUCCAUGACUUUUUGGAAGCUUUCGAGCAAACUCAAAAAGUGACACCUACAUUUAAAAUACCUCGUAAUCUCUUACAAGUCUUUCGAGCAACUUUCAACUUUUAA
This is a messenger RNA of Pocillopora verrucosa, 1140 nucleotides long. The record is from RefSeq and is a predicted model, not a curated record. NCBI's taxonomy places the organism in Eukaryota, Metazoa, Cnidaria, Anthozoa, Scleractinia, Pocilloporidae.